This is a messenger RNA of Rhinocladiella mackenziei CBS 650.93, 4800 nucleotides long. Its product is annotated as 3-phosphoshikimate 1-carboxyvinyltransferase. Gene Ontology annotation, molecular function: 3-dehydroquinate dehydratase activity; 3-dehydroquinate synthase activity; shikimate 3-dehydrogenase (NADP+) activity. NCBI's taxonomy places the organism in Eukaryota, Fungi, Ascomycota, Eurotiomycetes, Chaetothyriales, Herpotrichiellaceae. The record is from RefSeq and is a predicted model, not a curated record. Gene Ontology annotation, biological process: aromatic amino acid biosynthetic process; chorismate biosynthetic process. The transcript has 2 exons. Gene Ontology annotation, cellular component: cytoplasm. Bases 1 to 4800 code for a protein of 1599 amino acids.
AUGCCGUUGGUCAAUGGGACGGCGAAGGAGGUACGAGUGAGUCUCCUGGGUAAAGAAAGUAUCAUCAUAAAUUUCGGUCUAUGGCGAGAUUAUGUGGCCUCGGAUCUACUCACCAACUUCGAGUCAUCCACCUACGUCCUAAUCACCGACACGAAUCUCGGGGCUCUCUACAUACAAAGCUUCCAGGAAGCGUUUGACAUUGCGGCUAAGCAAAAACAAACUCCAUCACGAUUAUUGGUCCACGAGAUCCCUCCUGGUGAGAGCUCCAAAUCUCGACAAACAAAGGAUGACAUUGAAGACUGGCUUCUGAGUCAAAGCCCACCAUGCGGUCGAGACACCGUCAUAAUCGCUCUAGGAGGUGGUGUGGUUGGCGACCUGACAGGUUUUGUUGCUGCCACUUACAUGCGCGGAGUCCGAUUCGUUCAAGUUCCCACCACCCUUCUCGCCAUGGUUGACUCGUCCAUUGGCGGCAAGACAGCCAUCGACACCCCUCUUGGCAAGAAUCUCGUUGGAGCCAUUUGGCAACCACAGCGCAUCUACAUUGACCUCGAUUUCCUUGGAUCUCUCCCCCGACGAGAACUCAUCAAUGGGAUGGCUGAGGUCAUCAAAACCGCAGCCAUUUCAGACGAGGAAGAAUUCAUUACCCUCGAACACUCUGCUGAACGUAUUAUGGCAGCGGUCAAUGACGACAUCAGUCAAGGCGCGGCUAGAUUCAAGGAUAUCGAGGCUAUUUUGAUCAGAAUUAUAUCUGCAUCGGCGAGAUUCAAGGCUCACGUGGUCACUAUCGACGAACGAGAAACAGGCCUACGAAAUUUGUUGAACUUCGGUCACUCCAUUGGACAUGCCAUGGAAGCAUUCCUAACACCUCAAGUCCUUCAUGGGGAAUGCGUUGCCAUCGGCAUGGUCAAGGAAGCAGAGCUUGCUCGAUAUCUGGGCAUUCUCAGCGGAGCCGCCGUCGGCCGUUUGCAGAAGUGUUUGACUGCAUAUGGCCUACCCACGAGAUUCGAUGAUGAAAGAGUGCGUAAAUUGUCUGGUGGCAAGGUAUGCACGGUGAAUGACAUGCUCAAGAAAAUGGGAGUGGAUAAAAAGAACGACGGCGCAAAGAAGAAAGUGGUUCUUCUUUCAGCCAUUGGUCGAACUCACGAGCCAAAAGCCAGCGUCGUGUCAGAUUCUGAUCUUCGUGUGGUGCUGUCUCCAAGUGUCGCGGUACUUCCUGGCGUGCCCAAGGAUCUGAAUGUGACUUGUGUGCCUCCAGGGUCCAAGAGCAUUUCCAACCGAGCUCUUGUUUUGGCGGCCCUUGGCCAAGGCACAUGUCGUGUCAAGAAUCUUCUCACAUCGGCCGAUACGGAAGUCAUGCUGGAGGCAUUAACUCGGCUUGGAGCCGCCACCUUUUCCUGGGAGGAAGACGGUGAGAUUCUCGUGGUGAACGGCAAUGGUGGUCGCCUCGAAGCCACCCAACACGAGCUUUAUCUUGGAAAUGCUGGCACGGCUGCCAGAUUCUUGACGACCGUCGCUACUUUGGCCCGACAGAGUCAUGUAGCAUCGACGAUUCUCACCGGAAACGCCCGUAUGAAGCAACGACCCAUCGGAGAUCUUGUCGACGCCCUGAAAGCGAAUGGUUCCGAGAUGGAGUAUCUUGAAAGUAUCGGGUGUCUCCCACUCAACAUUGCGGCCUCGGGCGGCUUCCACGGUGGUGAAAUCAACUUAGCCGCCAAAGUCUCAUCACAAUAUGUCUCUUCGCUUCUGAUGUGUGCACCUUAUGCGAAGAAGCCUGUGACCCUGAAACUUGUGGGUGGGAAACCUGUUUCGCAACCAUAUAUCGAGAUGACCGUCGCGAUGAUGGCCUCUUUCGGUAUCCAAGUUACCAAAUCAGCGACAGAGGAAUAUACCUAUCACAUUCCGCAAGGCCACUAUCAAAACCCAGAGGAGUACGUCGUGGAGAGUGAUGCAAGUUCUGCCACGUAUCCUUUAGCAAUCGCAGCCAUCACCGGCACCACAUGUACCAUCCCCAACAUCGGCUCGGCCUCUUUCCAAGGAGAUUCACGCUUCGCCACCGACGUCCUGAGACCGAUGGGAUGUAAUGUCAAGCAGACUCUCACUUCUACCACCGUGACCGGCCCUGGCCAAGGGAAAUUAAUAUCGCUACCAAACAUCGACAUGGAGCCAAUGACCGACGCAUUUUUGACUGCGUCAGUUCUGGCAGCUGUUGCUCAAGGCGGAAAGACGAAUACAACUCGCAUAUACGGUAUUGCGAAUCAACGAGUAAAGGAGUGCAAUCGUAUACAGGCGAUGGACGACGAAUUGGCGAAAUUUGGUGUCAAAUGUCGACAGUUCGACGACGGCAUCGAAGUCGACGGUGUGGAACGGGUACAACUACAACCACCCAGAGACGGUGUCCAUUGCUACGACGAUCACCGAGUUGCUAUGAGCUUCAGCGUUCUAGCAUUAGCAGCUUCCCAACCCACGCUGAUCCUCGAGAAAGAGUGUACGGGAAAGACAUGGCCUGGAUGGUGGGACACCAUGGCUCGACAAUUUGAUGUGAAGCUUGAAGGCAGGGAAUUGGCGUCUACCGUGCACAAGACAAGGAAAAAGCUGGAUCGAAGUGCCGCCUCCAUUUUCAUCGUUGGCAUGAGAGGUGCUGGAAAGACCACUUCUGGCCGUUGGGCAGCAAGAUCCCUGGGCAAGAAAUUGAUCGAUCUCGACACCGAACUCGAGAUUCGCGAGAACAAAUCGAUCCCAGACAUAGUUCGGGAGCGUGGCUGGGAGUAUUUCCGAGAGCGGGAACUAGCACUUCUCAAAACCGUUAUAAAGGAGAUGCCGAAUGACCAUGUCUUUGCAUGCGGUGGAGGAAUCGUGGAGAUGCCAGAAGCACGGAAACUGUUGAUCGAAUGGCACCAGAAGAAAGGCCAUGUUCUUUUAGUCCAGCGUGACAUCGGCCAGGUGAUGGAUUUUCUCCAAAUCGACAAAACACGACCGGCCUAUGUCGAGGACAUGAUGAGUGUGUGGCUCCGAAGAAAACCCUGGUUUGAGGAAUGCAGCAAUAUCCUUUACUACAGCCAACACAUCCCGAAUGAGCAAAUGUCAGAAGCUGCUGAAGAUUUCGAUCGCUUCUUGCAGAUGGUCACGGGCAAAGUCGAUGUGCUGUCCCAGUUCAAGCAAAAGGAGGUGACCUUUUUUGCGGCUCUCACAUUCCCUGACCUACGACCACGUCUGCAAAUCCUACCCAAAGUCAGCCUUGGAUCCGAUGCGGUGGAACUCCGAGUCGAUCUUCUCAAGGACCCAAGCUCGGACUCAGACAUCCCAUCAGCCGACUACGUGACUUCGCAAUUAUCUCUCCUCCGCGCUACAGUUCCGCUCCCGAUGGUGUUUACCAUCAGAACAAGCUCCCAAGGCGGCAGAUUCCCGGACCAUGCACACGCUGAAUACCUCAAGCUCUGCACGCUAGCGACCCGCAUGGGCUGCGAAUUCGUCGACCUGGAAGUGGCCUCAUUCCCCGAAUCCCUCCUCAAUUCAGUUCUCGACUUGAAAAACAGCUCCCACACCAAAAUCAUCGCCUCCCACCACGAUCCACGGGGUCGUCUUUCCUGGUCCAAACCUGGCUCCUGGAUCCCCGUGUACAAUAAAUGCCUCCAGUACGGAGACGUGGUGAAAUUGAUUGGCGUCGCCAAAACCAUCGACGACAACUUCUCCCUGCGGAACUUCAAGCACUGGUCCGCCUCACAACACCCUGAACUCCCACUCAUUGCCAUCAACAUGGGUCGUACAGGCCAAGCAUCGCGCAUCCUCAACGGCUUUAUGACUCCCGUAUCUCACCCUGCCCUGCCCUUUAAAGCAGCACCAGGACAACUCUCGGCCACUGAGAUCCGUCAAGGUCUAACACUCAUGGGCGAAAUCGUACCGAAACAAUUCUACCUCUUCGGCUUGCCUAUCCAAUCCAGCAAAUCUCCCGCUCUGCACAACACACUAUUCAAAGAAACAGGCCUUCCGCAUGCUUACUCACUAUGCGAAGGGACCUCGUUAGAAGUAAUCCAGGAGAAAAUCCGCGCCGAUGACUUUGGUGGCGCUAGCGUCACCAUCCCUCUGAAACUCGAUGUGAUGCCGCUUCUAGACGAAGUGGACCCGUCCGCCCGUUUGAUCGGGGCCGUCAACACGAUCGUGCCGGUCCCUGACCCACGGACUCCAGGCAAAAACAAACUCGUCGGCCGCAACACAGACUAUCUAGGCAUGAUGGACUGCUUGCGCGCAGCCGGCGCCUCCGCGGCUCUAGGCGAGGGCGAACAAUCCGGUCUCGCAAUCGGAGGAGGCGGCACCGCCCGCGCCGCAAUCCAAACCCUCCAUACAAUGGGCUACAAGCCAAUCUACCUGAUCGGGCGCAGCUACACCAAAGUUCUCGAACUAGCUGCGACAUUUCCACCGUACUACGACCUAGUCGUGCUGGAUGCAGAAUCUCCUGCGUCCCUAGACACAAUCCGCGCUCCGCCAGCCGUCGCCAUCGCCACGAUCCCCGCAGAUAUCCCUAUCGAUCCAGCAUUGGGGAAGGCGCUAAGCACCAUCUUCGCGAACUCCGCAAGCGCAGCGACGUCGACGUCGACAGCGCGGAAGGGCCAGGGCUCAGCGGCCCCAACGCGUACAUUGCUCGAACUUGCAUAUAAGCCGGCCCAAACGACCGUGAUGCAGAUGGCGGAGAGCGUUGGUGGAUGGAAGACUGUGCAAGGGCUCGAGACGCUGGUCACUCAGGGCCUGUGGCAGUUUGAGUACUGGACGGGAAUUAGGGAAGUCGUUCUCGGUCGCGACGCAUAG